Messenger RNA from Sporothrix schenckii 1099-18, 621 nucleotides. RefSeq names its product Mitochondrial ribosomal protein L51/S25/CI-B8 domain containing protein. The record is from RefSeq and is a predicted model, not a curated record. NCBI's taxonomy places the organism in Eukaryota, Fungi, Ascomycota, Sordariomycetes, Ophiostomatales, Ophiostomataceae. Bases 1 to 621 code for a protein of 206 amino acids. Gene Ontology annotation, molecular function: structural constituent of ribosome. The transcript is spliced from 3 exons. Gene Ontology annotation, cellular component: mitochondrion.
AUGGUUGGCGUCGUCCGUCGCAUGAAUAAAUUGAAGACUCUCCUCCGCCUCCGUCACGGUCCCGGUGCCGCCAUACUCCCAAAUGAGGUCACAAGAUUACACUUGGAAUUUGCAAAUCGGUGGAACGAUGGGCAGUACGGCCCACGGAAGUUUUGGCAGACCUGUCUUCCUCGCUUAAAAUACUGGAACCCGGCCACCCCCAUGAUUGUUAACCGGACUACCGAUACUACUGGACCAGCGACAUUGACAAUCUACUUUCGGGAGAAACAUGGCAACUCGUCGGCUUCCGCAUUUCCUGUAACUCCGGACAUGCAACCGGGCUCAUCUUUCACCGGGUCGUCAAAGGCACCCGAACCCACUGCCGUAGAAAGCACAGUCAAGAUUGACAUGAAAGGACUUCACUCCGAUGCAAUUCUACAAGAUUUCCUGGCUAAGUCAGGUGCUAUCACCGUGUCUCCAACUCCCCAAGAGGUGGCAGAAAUGCGCGACGUGGAAGAACGUGCUGAGCGCGCCAAGGUGGAUCGUGAGGUCAUGGCUAGGUACAUAUUUACAAAGCGGAGGGAGGCCUCGAUUAUUGCACAGGCGAAGAGUGAGGCAGCCGCUAUGAAACAAGCCCUGUAA